ACAAAUUACUACGCCGCCCUCCUCCUCCGCACCGGCGUCUCUCCCUCCCACGCCCACCUGCUCAAGCGGCUCCACUGCCGCGUCCUUAAGGCGCUCUCCCCCUUCCCCUCCCCCUUCCUCCCCAACGCCCUCAUCUCCGCCUACGCCCGCGCCCUCUCCCCCGCCUACGCCCGCCGCGUGUUCGACCAAAUUCCCCACCCGAACCUCCACUCCUGGAACGCCCUCCUCUCCGCCCUCUCCCGCUCCUCCGCCCUCCUCCCCGCCCUCUCCGCCGCCUUCCUCUCCAUGCCCUCCCUCAGCGCCAUGUCCCGGGACUCCACCGUCGCCCCCUCCCGCGUCACCUUCUCCACCAUGCUCGUCCUCUCCACCUCCCGCUUGGGCCCCCGCUUCGGCCGCCAGAUCCAUUGCCGAAUUCUCCGCUCCGGGCUCGCGUCCUGCGUCUUCGUCGCGAGCCCGCUCGUCGACAUGUACUCCAAGUCCGGACUCGCCGACGAGGCGAAGAGAGCCUUCGACGAGAUCGGGGAGAGGAACGUGGUCGCAUACAAUACCAUGAUCACGGGCUUGCUCCGGUGCGGCGCGGUCGGGGACGCGAAGCAGCUGUUCGACGAAAUGCCUGAGAGGGACUCGGUUUCAUGGACCGCGGUGGUCGCGGGGCUCGCGCAGAACGGGUUGGAAUCGGAGGCGGUCGAUGUGUUCGGGAGGAUGCGAGCCGCGGGCGUCGGCAUCGAUCAGUACACUUUCGGGAGCGUUCUCGCUGCCUGCGGCGGCCUCUCGGCAUUGGACCGAGGGAAGCAGAUUCAUGCUUAUAUAAUUAGGACCCACUAUCAAGAUAACAUUUUUGUCGGCAGCGCUCUUGUCGAUAUGUACUCAAAGUGCAGGUGCGUUGGGCCAGCAGAAUCAGUUUUUAGGAAGAUGCCGCGUAAGAACAUAGUGUCGUGGACGGCGAUGCUCGUUGGGUACGGGCAAAACGGGUGUAACGAGGAAGCUUUGAGGACCUUCUGUGAAAUGGAACAUAACGGCAUCGAGCCGGAUGAUUUCACCCUAGGGAGCGUAAUUAGCUCCUGCGCCAACUUAGCGAGUCUAGAGGAGGGCACGCAGUUCCACUGUCGAGCGCUUGUCUCGGGGUUGAUAUCGUACCUUACUGUGUCCAAUGCAAUCGUCACCUUGUAUGGUAAGUGCGGGAGCAUCGAGGACUCGCACCGCCUGUUCGACGACAUGCGUAUAAGGGAUCAGGUCUCGUGGACCGCGCUGGUCUCGGGGUAUGCCCAAUUUGGGAAGGCGAAAGAAACUGUAGAGUUGUUCGAAGACAUGUUGGCUAAUAAUGUGAAGCCCGAUGGGGUCACGUUUAUCGGCGUCCUUUCUGCUUGUAGUCGAGCCGGGCUGGUGGAGAAAGGGCGUAGUUACUUCGAUUCCAUGGUGAAAGACCAUGGUAUCGUCCCGAUAACCGAUCACUAUACUUGUAUGAUCGAUUUGUUUAGCAGAGCGGGGAGGUUAAACGAGGCCGAGGAAUUUAUAAAGGGAAUGCCGUGCCAACCCGACGCAAUUGGAUGGGCAACAUUGUUAAGUUCAUGCAGACUUCGGGGCAAUAUAGAAAUUGGGAAAUGGGCCGCCGAGAACCUCUUAGAAACCGACCCACAAAACCCCGCGAGCUAUGUAUUACUAUCCAGUAUGUAUGCUGCUAAAGGCCAAUGGGACGAGGUAUCCCGGUUGCGGCGAGGAAUGAGAGAUAGGAGGGUAAAGAAGGAGCCCGGAUGUAGCUGGAUUAAGUAUAAGAAUGAAGUUCACAUUUUUUCAGCUGAUGAUCAGUCCCACCCCUAUUCAAAGAGGAUAUUAGAGGAAUUAGAUAAGCUUAUGGAUAAGAUGAUCGAAGAAGGAUAUAAGCCUGAUAUGAGCUCCGUGUUGCAUGAUGUAGGGGAAGCAGAGAAGAUACAAAUGCUUGGUCACCAUAGCGAGAAGCUCGCGAUAGCUUUUGGAUUGGUUUUUAUCCCAAAGGGAAUGCCAAUAAGGGUAGUUAAGAACCUGCGUGUAUGCGGUGAUUGUCACAACGCGACUAAGUUCAUUUCGAAGAUAUCUGGACGGGAUAUUCUUGUUAGGGAUUCUGUUAGGUUUCACAAGUUCAGUAAUGGGGAGUGCUCUUGUGGGGACUUCUGGUAAUGGCUAAUGCUUUUGAAGGGUUGAACCAAAUUUGGUACGGUAAAGAUUCUUGGAUUCUUCUCAAUUUUUUUCGGUGCUUAUCUCUGAAGAGAUAACUUCUACAUGUUGGUCAUUUGGAUUCCUGUAACGGGCUUUUGAAUUUGAAGCAUCAUCAAGAUUCAAAUCCAGAGAAGAGUUGGAACUUUAUAGAUGCUGUUUCUUGAAGGAAGAACAGAGAUUAAAUCGAAAGGAGCAUUUGAGAUAGCUUGAACUGCUAUGCUUCUGGGAUGUUUCAGUGAUACACCGUAACAUACCUCAACUACUGCGAUGAUAAGUUCUUUCAGUGGUAGAUUCUGGAGCUAAAUUUUAUACACUGCGUUUUUGUUUGAGAAACUGAUCUUUUAACCCCCACAUUGUUGUCUUUAAAGAAGAGAAAUACCUCAGUAAAAUGAAGAAAAUCCAGUUUACGAGAAAGAAAAAUUUGUUCAGGCCAGUGUUUCUAGAAAUAUGUUCUUGGUCAUAUCUCAUAACCUGAAAAUGUGGUGCUUUCAUUGUGCAGGCAAGUUAUUCAUGUUGAUCUGUUGGAGCUAUGUGUUUUUUGUAUAAUGAUUCAGGGGCAUUUUGGCAGCUGCAGAUUGGAAAGAUCCAAUUUAAUGGCCAGAACAAGUGAAGGACCAGAGUUGGGGUCGCAAGCAUUGAGCUCUGUAAGAUUCUGUCCAUUGAAUGUGGUCAAGUGACUCAUAUGGGAGAUUUUUUUUCUUGCAGAUAUAUACACUUGAUUUAUUGUGCAUAGUUCUCUGCUCUUUGAUCAGACAAUCGACUUCAAACAGGCAAAGCUAUGUGAUUUCUUUCUUUUAUUUCAUUGAUUGUGGAGUGAACCAGCUGCGAAUAUUCACAGUUUUAAAGAGUCAAACGAGAGACCUCAAUAAUUGGAUAGGAAGUUGAUUGACCAGCUUGAAGACUGCUGCAAAAAGGGAUAUUUUAUAAUAUUAUGUUCUUCUGAUUCUUGCAGAAGAGCCAAGGUUCCAACAUAGACAUUGAGGAAGUUGCAGUUCCCAUGAAGGUUGGGGAAACUUUUGAAUGCCUUGUUUGAAUUAUGAACAUUACUCAGUAUCAAGUUUGUUAAACCAACAUCUUUGCUGGUAGGCUGGCAAUAAGCAAUUUAGUCGUGGGAGGAAACAUCGUCCAAAUUUUGUUACUGAUUAGAGCUAUAGAGUUUCAGAAAUCAGGAGUAAAACCCUGGCAGAAUUAAGUUCAAUCUGUAUUCUUUGUAGAAGUCGGGGCUACGGUAUGAUCAACUAUUUAGCUUUUGUGUCAGGCAAAAGAAUUGAAAAGAACGGAGUUGCUAGUUCAACUGCAGAAGUGAUACGGCGUAUAUAUCUUUUGGUAAAAACGUACAGAAUUACCUGACCUAUAUUGGGUUUCGAAAGGAGGUAUCUGAACUAACUUACAGAAAUCUUGUUUUUACCUCCUAACCUUUCAUUACUUUUGUUUUUUUUAGAAUUUUUGGCCAACUGCUAUUAGGACCUUACAGGGUUCUUGUUCAGAAGUCUAUGAAAUAUUCAAUCAAGUACAAAUAUUCUCUGAAAAAUGUUCUAAAUGCUGUUCAGUUUUAACGGAUAGCUACUUAAAUUAAUAUAUACAACAACAUUAUUUGACAAUUCCAGUUUUGUCUUUAUCCUUUACGAAAAUAUGGCAUCUUUUGUUACAUGGUGUGAUUUAGAGGGGGGUGUAUUAAGCUAUAGUUUUGAAGCAUAUGUUAUUUUUUGAGAACUCAUUGGCAUCAGAAAGAGGAGAGAAGACAUUCAAAUGUCAAUUGAAACAUUGUAAUUUAUGGUACAAAUGGAUCUUUCUUUUUUUUUUUUUAUUGUAUUUUUGAGCUCAUGCUUUUGUUUAGUGUACUGGAUUUGUGGCCUAUAGGAAAGUUGUUUAUUGUGGAUCCCAGAAAUUUUUUGUAAAUAGGUUGUUUCCCAAGUUUAUAAUUGUGAUUCUAUGCUUCAAAGUUUUGA
Ananas comosus (pineapple) is the source of this 4142-nucleotide messenger RNA. Its product is annotated as putative pentatricopeptide repeat-containing protein At1g68930. Gene Ontology annotation, biological process: RNA modification. The annotation marks the transcript as partial. Gene Ontology annotation, molecular function: RNA binding; zinc ion binding; protein binding. The record is from RefSeq and is a predicted model, not a curated record. The transcript has 2 exons. NCBI's taxonomy places the organism in Eukaryota, Viridiplantae, Streptophyta, Magnoliopsida, Poales, Bromeliaceae.